GUUUUCUUCAAAAGAUCUGCUUACGAUCACCUGCUACUCUGACAUUUAAUUCUGUGAAUUGUCUAAUAACACAUCUGACAGAUUCUUCUUUUUGGACCUUCUUGUCCUGCUUUGGCCGUUGUCAAUCACUCCAGUGGUCCAUUACAUGGACCUAGUAAUCUUCUUCUCACCAGAUCUAAAGAGCUUGCACCAAUUGUUUCAGAAAGGAGCUUCGAUUCUAAAAGAAGAGACUUUUGACCAUUAAAAAGGCUCUUGAUGAAUUUCGGACCUGCAAACAUGAAUGCUACAGCAGAAUAUUUAAACGAUAACAUUACCGAUUAUUUCGACGAUUAUCAAAAUGACCAUAUUAUAUUGCCAGUCAUGUUCAUCGCCUGCUGCGUUGGACUCCCAUUAAACGGAAUUGUCAUCUGGCUACUCACCUUCCAGAUCAAGAGAAACCCUUUCACAAUAUCGAUCCUUAAUUUAGCUAUAGCCGACUUUGGGUAUCUCAUAUCUAUGUUCAUGUAUUGCAUUGAUUUUUUUAUAGCUUUUAUAACACCAGGAAUACCCAAUUUAAUCAUGUUUUCUUUCUGCCAAAUCAUGUAUAUCAACGGUCUCUUUCUUCUGACAGCCAUCAGCAUUGACCGGUGUGUGGCUGUCUUCUUCCCAAUCUGGCAUCGCUGUUCCCGGCCAAAAUAUUUGUCCUCUGCUAUCUGUGUCUUCCUCUGGAUCUUCUCUUUCCUCCUGACUGGAAUUCUAAAUGCCACAGAAUAUAUAUUGGAAUUUUUUACCAUCUCGAAUCCCCAUUUGGUUGUGAAUGCUGUACUUUGCUUUCCACUGAUCACAACUUUUACUGUGAUCCUAUUCAUCAAGAUAGGUCUUAAACGCAAGCAGAUCAAACGGAGAAGACUUUUAAUGAUGAUUUCGAUUACUCUUCUCUGUUUCUUUAUUCUUAUCGUUCCAUUACAUAUCUACGCAUUCUUUCUUGAUUUUACAGAAAUUAUUUAUUCCAUGCAACUUUGGAGAGUGAAGAACUAUUUUAAUCUGUGUUCUUGCCUAAACAGCGAUUUUAACCCCGUGAUCUACUUUCUGGUUGGGAGAAAGAAACACGCUCAGUCCAGGGAGAGCAUGAAGGUCAUUUUUCAGAGGGUCUUCACAGAAGAUGACUCUAAUGUUUGAUAAGUAGUAUAUAUAAAAGUUUACAAACAUUAAUUGGGAAAUAAAGGGUUUAAUUUAGGGGGAGUAAGGAGAGUGGGGGGAAGAGGUAGUUGAUAAAUGAUUAGAAUUUAGGGCGAAGGGUAAGAUUAGAUAUACAACAUAAAAAUGAGAGAGAAAAAAGGUAAAAUAUGUCAACGUAAGCAUACAAAAUAUGUUGGUAGAGAACUAAAAGUUGUAUAUAUUUGAAA
Messenger RNA from Ahaetulla prasina, 1385 nucleotides. Its product is annotated as mas-related G-protein coupled receptor member H-like. Lineage: Eukaryota; Metazoa; Chordata; Lepidosauria; Squamata; Colubridae. The coding region runs from base 256 to 1158 and encodes 300 amino acids. Gene Ontology annotation, molecular function: G protein-coupled receptor activity. The transcript has 3 exons. The record is from RefSeq and is a predicted model, not a curated record. Gene Ontology annotation, biological process: G protein-coupled receptor signaling pathway. Gene Ontology annotation, cellular component: membrane.